AUGUCUCCAAUCGCCAAGUUGGCCUUCCGGCCGUCAAGGUGUGGACCGCCUAAAAUCUUUCCUGUGUAUUCUCCCCUUACAAAUAUUGACAUGAAACAAUUAGAAAAUUUAACUUUGCCACCGGUUGACUUCACCAAAGUUCCAGUCAGACCAUUUCGAUGGUCAGUUGCAAGCGGCGAAACGUCACUUCCAGCUGUUGAAGAAUGGUUGGCAGAUGUCUUUUGGUUAGUGAUAAAAACCCUAGACAAAAUAUUACAUUUUAAAGACAAGAUAUUUUCUUGGACCUACAUUGACCACUUUGCUGAAUAUGGUGGAUUGAUUGAAUUUCUACGCCGAGCCAUUGUUGUUAGUGCUGAAGAAGAUACGGAUGGGAAAAAAACUAUAUUUAUAUUAGACUUGAUGGUACCGUUAAGUGUGACCCUAGAUCGCAUUCCUGAAGUUAAUGCCAUAGGUCUCCCGAUUAAACCACUGAAAGGACUUUGCUGCACUCCAGUCAAGUACACCGAGUCGGAUGCAUGA
This is a messenger RNA of Melanaphis sacchari, 519 nucleotides long. RefSeq lists its product as uncharacterized. The coding region runs from base 1 to 519 and encodes 172 amino acids. The record is from RefSeq and is a predicted model, not a curated record. NCBI's taxonomy places the organism in Eukaryota, Metazoa, Arthropoda, Insecta, Hemiptera, Aphididae. The transcript has 2 exons.